Messenger RNA from Pseudozyma hubeiensis SY62, 2652 nucleotides. Its product is annotated as cell cycle control protein. The record is from RefSeq and is a predicted model, not a curated record. Gene Ontology annotation, biological process: mRNA splicing, via spliceosome. Gene Ontology annotation, cellular component: post-mRNA release spliceosomal complex. Bases 1 to 2652 code for a protein of 883 amino acids. The transcript has a single exon. Lineage: Eukaryota; Fungi; Basidiomycota; Ustilaginomycetes; Ustilaginales; Ustilaginaceae.
AUGGUCGAGGACAUAUCGCGCGAGGAGAGCAGCUCUUCUCGCCGAAACGACACCGAGGAUCGACAUCACCAUCGUCAUGGGGAAUCCAGCAGACGACAUAAGGAUGACGGCGAUGACGGAUCGAGAAAGCACAGCAGCCGUAGCAGUCACAGCAAUAGAAGUAGAGACGAUGAUAGGCAUCGACAUCGUAGCGGCCACCACCAUUCUUCGGGCGGACGCGACAAGCGGAGGGAGGGAGAGGAUGAGGAGGCACGGAGGGAGAGGAAGAGGAGGCACAGAGAGGACGAGCCGGACCACAGAAGGAGGCAUGAGAGUGGAAGUAAGCACAGUCGUCAUCACCACGAACGAGCUGAGUCGGGGCAUGUAUCCAAGAGCGACAAACACUCUCACAGAGACGAACAAAACGCUUCGCCCACGCGCGUGAAGCAGCCUGCCACCGACUUCAUCCCCACAUCCGAAUCGCUUGCACUCACGUCCCACCCAGCAGCAGAUGAUGCUAGUAAACUCAAACGCGAUGACUGGAUGACCGGCGGCUUCGGCGGCGACGCAGACUUCUCUUCGCUUGGCAAAGCCAGAGUCAAACCGCCACGACCCGAAAAGCCCGACCCGGAACAACUCCAGAUCAGCUCUCGCGAGCUCAACACCCAAUUACGCCAAGGCAAGACCGUCGACGAGUACGAGACUCCCACCGACGCUGAUGCACCGCAAUUUGGAGCUCCUGGUCAUCAAUGGCGGAUGAUGAAGCUCAAACGUACGAUCGAAGCGGCUGAAUCCGAGGGAAGACGGUUGGAAGAGGUGGCGUUGGAGCGGUAUGCGAGUUUGGAAGAUUUUGAACGGGCGAGGGAGGAAAAGAGGUUUUUGGAUGGGAAAGGCGGACGGAAGGAGAAGGUUGGGCAGGCUGGAAGGAGUACGCCGACGCUGCAAAGUGUCGCCAGGAGGAGCUACCUACUGGCUAGCGGAGGCGAUGGAGAUGGAGAGAGGUCAUCUAGGGGUGGCACUGAUUCAGAGGGCGUGUCACGACCUGGAAGCCGACAAGCCUUCAGAAGGCCAGGAGAAUCAUCACAUCCGUCUACGCCAACCCCCGCCCCAGCCAAGGCUCCGCGAAAUAUUGGCUUUGAAACACCAUCGUCAACGCCAGCGACGCCCACAGCAAUUCCAAGCGUGUUCACGCCCGUCAUCCAGCGUCCAACGCAGUCGCAACUUCCAAAGGGCAUCGUGCUCGAUGACGGCUCUUCCGACCCAGAUCGACCGAUCCUGACUGCAGACCAACUGAACAAGUUGCAAGCCAAGAUUAUGCAAGCAGAACUCAUGGGUUCGACCAACCUCGACACUCUGCGGUCAGAGUACGAUUCGGAGAAAGCACGUGCCGAAGCGCAUAGAUCUGCAGGCGAUCGAGGCGGAGCUUUCGGCGCGAUUUCCGGCAACACUAAGGAUGAGACGGUCACCGUACUGCAGGAUGGAGAUCGACAGCUCCAAGUGUUGCCUACGUUGGAUGCCAGGGGUAGGAUGUAUGACGUCGGUAGCAGCACUGGCGUCGACACCACCUCCGGCGUCCGCUCCGAAUCUAAACGCAAAGCUCGCAAAGCGUCUGCAGUCGACGACGACGAUUCCUCGCUCACACUCUCCGACUUGGUCCGACAGGAACGUUUUUCCGCCGGCCCUUCCUCGCUCAAAAGCAUCGACGCCACUCUCGCCACCUCCAUCAUGACCGACACGCACUUCUCCGCUGAUCUCGAAGAGCAAGACAACUCAGCCUCCCGAUACGCUUCUUCCCGAAAAGCCAAUGCCGAUGCAUUGAAACGUCAGUUCGCGAUCAACGACUUCGCCCGCACCCAGCGGGCCUUGGAAAAGUGUCGAUUCUGCUUUCGAAACCAAGGCUCCUCUCCACCUCGCGUUGUACUUAUCAGCAGUGGAUACAGAGCCUACCUCUGCAUACCCGACAAAGAAGCGGUGGCGCGAGAGGAAGAUCACGUGCAGAUCGUACCCAUGCAGCACCACCUGAGUCUUCUGGAAGCCGACGACGAUACGUGGGAAGAGAUGAGGAACUUCCAAAAGUGUCUGGCGCAACUCGCUUCAUCGCAGGGAAAAGUUGUCGUGUUCUACGAGACCCUGGUGUCGAUCAAAGCUCAACAGCACGCUGUCAUGGAAGCGAUCUUGUUGAAGAAAGAGGUGAUGGAUAGGUUGCCAGGAGUGUUCAAGGAGAGUUUGAGGGAGGUAGGCGGCGAAUGGAGUACACAUCGAAAGGUGAUCGAGUUUUCGCCCGAAAAGCCGUUCAGAAGGGCGCUGGUCCCGCAGCUGCCGUACUUUGCGGUGACGUGGGAUUACAGGUGGUCGACCGGCUACGGACAUAUCAUCGAGAACCCCACGGGAGGUAACGAGAGCAAGGAGGAAGCAAAUGCCUACGAUGUCGAUGAGAUGGCUGCUGGCGGUGGGACGGGAGCGAGAGCAAGGUUCGAUCCGAACUUUGCGAGGGACAUCAUCAGAGGUGUGCUGGAAGACCUGGAUGCCGACGACGAUGAUGGCUACGUGAGGUCGUUCGGAAGGGACAAGGUGAGGUCGGAGGGAGAGAAGCAGAAGAUCAAGCAAGUAUUCAAGAAAAGCUGGGAUAAGGUGGAUUGGACAAAGAUCCUCGAGAAUGGUGGCAGUUCUUGA